GACAAGGGAGUCACAGUUUAUAGGGUACAGUUGAUUAAGGUGUGUCAAGGUCUUUUCAUCCAAUCAGGGUGCUUUAAGGCUUCAAUGGGAUCAGUCAUUAUGCUCUUGAAUGGUCCAGCAAGCUCAGUUGACCUAAUUGCCUAUUCCUGCUUCUACUUGUUAUCAUCUUGUUACUAGAUUCAGCAACAGGCACAAUGAUAAACAAGAGACACACACAGUGCAGCACGUUCAUGAUUUGGUGAAAGAGAGGAGGUAGAUAUACAGAGAGAAAAUUACAGACAGAUAAGGAAUCAGAGAGAGAAUCACAGCUACGUAGAGGCAGAAGGCAGUAGGCACAGAGUUCUUGUCUCUUAUUGUCAAGUUUCGAGGUCCAGGUAAACGAACUAACUGAAAGCUAGCUGACAAAGGGGUUACACGUGUCAAUCGGUGUUCACUAGCCUAGAAUAAUCGAGCAGUAACGGUAAGCCCGAUUUCUCCAGCAAGUGUUCACGUCCACGGUUUAUUUAUUGCUACAAUUCCACCUUCAGCAAAAAUGCCAUUGAACAGAGAGGAAUGAUGAAUCAUUGCUGGCAGCAGUAUCUGAGUCCACCAGGAAGAGGUGGCUGAGACACUGAAUCUCUCCAUCUGCAUCUGUUACCAUCUUCACACCCUCUCAGCACAUUGAAGGAUUAACCGGAGCCCAACUAGGACAAGGGCUCAUUCUCAAACUGAAACAUCUGAAGAGAACUCCCAGGCAAAUAUUGGGGACUGGUGGUGAACAUUCAGGGGAGCUUUUGAACAGCAUCGACCACCUUCACAACACUUGGGAGAGUCUUUCCUGUUUGCUGUUCUGUCAUAUUCCAGACUCCGUGUAAGAAAGUGGAGGAACACAGUAACAGGUAUUGGAAUCCUGACUGUGAAUGGCUGUCUUAGUAAUUCACUCACUGACAUUGCGAUCUUAGAAAUGAAUUGUACUGGUCUGUGCCUCAGUACCAAGGUUACAAAUGGAUAUCUCAAUCAUACUUUGCACGUGUCCAAUCUGACUGCACCCAUCUUAAAUGGAACACCAACAGCGGGAGAUGGCACAGACUGCGAUGAUGAAUUUCUGCAGUACAUAUGGAGGGAGUAUCUCUAUCCCAAACUGUAUGAAUGGAUCUUUAUUAUUGGAUACAUUAUUGUGUUUGUGGUGGCACUUGUUGGCAAUAUUUUAGUGUGCUUCGCAGUGUGGAAGAACCACCACAUGCAGACUGUGACCAACUACUUCAUUGUAAAUCUGUCCCUGGCAGACAUUCUGGUCAUUGCUAUCUGCCUUCCUGCCAGCCUGCUGGUGGAUAUUACUGAAACCUGGUUUUUUGGUCAAACCUUCUGCAAAGUGAUACCCUAUUUACAGACAGUGUCGGUGUCGGUGUCAGUACUGACUCUCAGCUUCAUAGCUCUUGAUCGAUGGUAUGCAAUAUGCCACCCCUUAUUGUUUAAAAGCACAGCAAACAGGGCAAGGAACAGCAUCGUUGUAAUCUGGAUCAUAUCCUUGGUGAUCAUGAUUCCUCAAGCUAUUGUCAUGGAGCAGAGCAGUGUCAUUCCUGAAUUAGCCAACAAAACCCUACUUUUUACAGUCUGUGAUGAGCAGUGGGGAGAUGACGUCUACCCUAAGGUUUACCAUGUUUGCUUUUGUAUAGUAACCUACGUAGCUCCCCUGUCUUUGAUGUUUCUGGCAUACUUUCAAAUAUUUAGAAAGCUUUGGUGUAAACAGAUCCCUGGAACAUCAUCAGUUCCACUUGCGUGUAAGUGGAAGCCCCGCUCAGCACUUUGUUCAACUCACUCACAAGACGGCCCAUCACAGAGGACAUUCGCUGCUGAGAUAAAGCAGACGAGAGGACGGAGAAAGACCGCUCGCAUGCUAAUGGUGGUGCUGCUAGUAUUUGCAUUGUGCUACCUCCCCAUCAGUAUCCUCAAUAUCUUGAAGAGGGUCUUUGGAAUGUUUGAAGACUCUGAGGACAGGGAUACUAUCUACGCCUGGUUCACCUUCUCUCACUGGCUUGUUUAUGCAAACAGUGCUGCCAACCCCAUCAUCUACAACUUUUUAAGUGGAAAGUUUUGCCAAGAAUUUAAGGCAGCGUUUUCCUGCUGUUUCGCUGGAGUUCAGUCGCAUAAGAACUUCAAAGACCAAGCAAGUUCAAGAAGCCGAAAAUGAAGACUAACCCCCAGGUCAGCACUGGACACACAUUUUCUGAGCAUCUUGUCAUUGAUCCCCCAACUCCAGUCACCUCUAACCCCACAGUACAUCUAAAUAGAAGAUCAUAGGAGAGUGAUCAUAUAGAAUUUACUCUACCUGAUCACCAGUCAGUAUCAAUAGAAAGUAUGGAUGGAAUUUUCCCCUCCUUGAUGUGGUGUGGCAAUGAUGAGAAAAGUGGGAUAAAAAUUAUCAUCUCAACAUCGAGAAACUUUGUUGUGGUUUUGUCCUCCAGCCUAAAAUGGUGCAUUCAGAAUCUCGCCAUUGAAUAGUGAUUUUUCAAAAUUAAUUCAUGGGGUAUGGGCAUCGCUGGCUGGGUCAGCAUUGAUUGAUUGCCCCUAGUCCCCCUUUGAGAACAUAGUGGUAAGCUGCCCUUCUGAAUCACUGCAAUCCAUUUGGUGUAGGUAAACCCCCACAAUACCAUUAGGGAGGGAAU
Molecule: messenger RNA, 2645 nt
Organism: Chiloscyllium plagiosum (whitespotted bambooshark)
Lineage: Eukaryota; Metazoa; Chordata; Chondrichthyes; Orectolobiformes; Hemiscylliidae
Product: orexin receptor type 2-like
Biological process (GO): G protein-coupled receptor signaling pathway; feeding behavior
Cellular component (GO): plasma membrane
Molecular function (GO): orexin receptor activity
Source: RefSeq, a predicted model, not a curated record